GUGGCUUGAUUAUAAUCCAGUUGGCAAGCCGUUGCGAGGAACCUGGCUCCUGCCUGUCAAACUCCCUAUUCCAAAGGUUCCCGUUUUUAUCCCAGUCAACACAGUUCUUAGGAAAAAUCUUUUCAUAUACCAAGGCACCUAUGGUUUACCGACAAUGACCUUCUUAAUUUUUGUUCCGAUCUCGGUCACCCUCUUUCUGCUUUUUACGAGACGUGGCGUCAAAUACGCGAAGAUUUUUGUUGAAGGCCAUGCGAUACCCAGUGCGUCAACGGUAAAAAGGUUUUGUGAAGUCGUCGAUGAAUUCACGGAUGACUGUCCAGGGAAGCUCUCUUUUCUCAUUAUUCUGAUGUUUUUUGUACAAUCUUUAACAAAAUCAAAUGUCUUUGCAGAUGACAUGAUAGCCAUCCAUUGCACUCAUGGUGUCAACCGAACAGGUUAUCUGAUUUGCCGGUAUCUUAUCGACGUCCUCGGGUGGUCUGCGAAUGAAGCCAUUAGUGAAUUUGAACUCGCCCGCGGCUAUCCUAUAGAACGUGACAAUUACCUGGAAGACCUUCGGAGGUGUUAA
This is a messenger RNA of Mesocestoides corti, 565 nucleotides long. NCBI's taxonomy places the organism in Eukaryota, Metazoa, Platyhelminthes, Cestoda, Cyclophyllidea, Mesocestoididae. The record is from the annotation of a GenBank genome assembly.